AUGUAUAAAAAAAGAAAUGUGGCGUAUGUGAAACCCCAAGAACCAAGUUUUUUAACUAAACUAAAACGUGAAGCAGGUUAUGUUCCUGGACCUGAUAUCAAUACAAAAAAAGAGCAAUUACCAGUAGAUUCUGAUUCUGAUAGUGAGAAACCAGAUGAAAGCCCAGUUGUUGUUGUUGUUAAACCUGGCGAUUUAACUCCUGAAGAAGUUGCUAAAAUAAAUGCUAAAAAAAAAUUUGAAUUAGAAAAUACAAAAGCUGAUCUUACGAAAAAAGUAAUUUUUCAAAAACCGAGUAAUUCGAAAAGAAAAAUACUUGAUAAUAAAGAAGAAAUUUGUGAAAAAUCUAAAAAAGUCAAAAAGGUAUCGAAACAAUUGUUAUCAUUUGAUCAGGGAGAAGAAAAUGAGUGUUGA
Messenger RNA from Pediculus humanus corporis (human body louse), 411 nucleotides. RefSeq lists its product as uncharacterized. The transcript is spliced from 3 exons. NCBI's taxonomy places the organism in Eukaryota, Metazoa, Arthropoda, Insecta, Psocodea, Pediculidae. Bases 1 to 411 code for a protein of 136 amino acids. The record is from RefSeq and is a predicted model, not a curated record.